Messenger RNA from Leptosia nina, 285 nucleotides. The record is from the annotation of a GenBank genome assembly. NCBI's taxonomy places the organism in Eukaryota, Metazoa, Arthropoda, Insecta, Lepidoptera, Pieridae.
AUGUUGAAAAUAUUGUUGGACUUGACCAGGCAUACUUCUAGCCGUGGUCACUGUGAAAUUGGAAGAUUAGGCAACUCAAAUCAGAGUGUUUCUAGACUUCAACGUGAUAUCAGUAUUCCAGUCAACAUUACUAAGGCCUCCUUUGUUACUGGUGGUGGUUUGCAGUCCAUCUCACUGCCUCCUCUGUUAACCCUUAACCACAAUAUGUCAAAAAUACCUGUACCUAUUCCUAACAUAUCUGUUGUGAGCUACACUAGAGCUUAUACUGUUGUGCCUAAACCCUAA